UGUCGGAACAGCACAUACCACCCGACAGCCCCGCGAGACGAGAGGCGGAUGAAGGGCGGGAACCCCGUAGCUCGCAAGGCAGCCACAAGGAUCGACCUCGUCGCCUCUGAAGAACGUCGGACUACUCGACAGAGACAAGGGUUACAGAGCAGUCGCGCUCGGGCGAAGAUGAGCUGUAGCAGUGUCGCCGGGUCUGAGUUCUCCGAGGAGGAGGUGGAGCUGGGCAUGCUGGGUCCCGGGGAGGACGAGGAGAGCGACUGCAGCACCAAGGGGCCGUUCCUGGACAGCGAGGGCUCCGCCUGCAGCCCCGGGGAGCUGGAGGAGGGCCAGGCCAAGAAGCGCAGCCGCCCCGUCCGCUCCAAGGCGCGCCGCGUCGCCGCCAACGUGCGCGAACGCAAGCGCAUCCUGGACUACAACCAGGCCUUCAACGGCCUGCGCGUGGCCCUGAACCACGACCUGAGCGGCAAGCGCCUGUCCAAGAUCGCCACCUUGCAGAGGGCCAUCAACCGCAUAUCGGCUCUGUCGGUGUUCCUGAGCUCCAACCCUCCUAGCAAGUCCUGCAGCCACUGGGAGUGCCACCGGCCCACCGGAGGGCCCUCGGGGAUGGGGGCCUCACGGCUCGACCCUUCCAGGGUUAGGAUCCCUCACGUGGAGACGCAGAACUACAACGUCCCCUGGCCCACGACCACGUCUCAUCCGAUGCAGGGCCAGCCGGACCCUCGCAGGCUUCCCGCGGAAACACAUCUCUACACGGACGGCAUGGGCUCCCCCUGCCCCCCUUCGCCGCACUACCCCUGCAACCCCUCCGAGAGCCAGCUCUACGCCUCGCACGGACACUGUGGGAGCCCCCCGGACCGGCCGCCCAGCCCUGUGAGGUACGCCCAGGUGGUGGGGGAGGGGCUGGGCUACCAGCCAGGAGUGUGGGCCUCCUGUGCCCAGGGCUACAUGGACACUUUUGUGGAGCCCGCUCCAGCCAUGAGUCUGCCCUGGCAGAUGGGCUACCUCCAGGAUCCAGGUCCACAGUACAGCCUCCCCUUGCUCUGACACACAGGUGGGACCAGACACAUCCAGCACCGUCACCAGCAAACUGUCCAAUGAACUCAGGGGAAGAAAAGACUGAUGUGAGGUUCCCGUGUUCCAACUUCUCUGAAAUCAAAUCAGUAUUAUCUCAGGGCACACCAGAGACAUUGAUCUAAAUGUGCUUUAUGCUACUGUACAUGAAUAAAAUGGCAAUCCAGACUGUCGAAUGUUCUAUGAAAUUGCUGUUAGUACCUACUUUUUAGAAAUCAUAAAUCCGAUGAAUGUACCUUUUAUCCAUCUUAGACUUUCAAGUUUACACUUUGCCUUUGUGGUUUAUCGAGUCAGAAUGGGUGA
Molecule: messenger RNA, 1374 nt
Organism: Osmerus eperlanus (European smelt)
Lineage: Eukaryota; Metazoa; Chordata; Actinopteri; Osmeriformes; Osmeridae
Gene: bhlha9
Product: basic helix-loop-helix family, member a9
Exons: 1
Coding region: 49-1044 (331 amino acids)
Biological process (GO): developmental process; regulation of transcription by RNA polymerase II
Molecular function (GO): DNA-binding transcription factor activity, RNA polymerase II-specific; RNA polymerase II transcription regulatory region sequence-specific DNA binding; protein dimerization activity
Source: RefSeq, a predicted model, not a curated record